This is a messenger RNA of Scatophagus argus, 5086 nucleotides long. It is a transcript of the gene rfx2, whose product is annotated as regulatory factor X, 2 (influences HLA class II expression). The transcript is spliced from 18 exons. The record is from RefSeq and is a predicted model, not a curated record. Lineage: Eukaryota; Metazoa; Chordata; Actinopteri; Scatophagidae. Gene Ontology annotation, molecular function: RNA polymerase II cis-regulatory region sequence-specific DNA binding; DNA-binding transcription factor activity, RNA polymerase II-specific. The coding region runs from base 840 to 3050 and encodes 736 amino acids. Gene Ontology annotation, cellular component: nucleus. Gene Ontology annotation, biological process: regulation of transcription by RNA polymerase II.
ACCUUAGUUUGGAGGAAAAUGCUAAAGGACGGAAUGCGUGGCUGUCUGUCUUGGGUGUUUUCCACAACAUAACUUUCUCUUCUUUGUGGCAUCCGCCGCAAGUUGAGAACGGCUUUCCACUCUCCAUUUAGCUGUUAACUGACGAUCACCUAUUGCUUGCAAUAGCUCUUUGUACCUGAAGUAAGCUUGGGGAAACAUCACUUUCACCUCUGCCACUUCUUUCUACACACUUUGCUUGAGCGUUACACACAGCGUCAACGUUACACAAACUCAGAACUGACUGAACAUCACUUCACACUUGUUGCUACCUUGUGUGUCGAGAUAUGAUUUCCAGCACUUCCAAGCUCAAUCCCAGCAGGUUCGGAUGGUUAGGCUAACAGUCGAGCUACAGCUAAUGUUAACUCACACAACCAACACCGGCGAGUCCGAGUUCAGUUGAGAGUUAAGCCGUUUGUUGCGUUGUUAACGGCAGCUCCGUGUCGUUCGUCAUAUUACGGACAAACUUUAUUCUUCUCAGAGCCAUAUUCAAGCAGGUGGGAAUGUAGCUAGCCAGCGUUAGCAACGUUUGUGCCCAAACCGUCCCUAACGACCGACUGCGAGCGAGCGUGAACUCAGCAUGAGGGUAACUUUCAUUUCAGCACGCAGUUUGCCAGCUCCCAUGGAUCGAUUUUCAUUGCCAGAUUAAAUCGUAAAAGGAUUUAAAAUGUUACGCAUUCGAGCACGGAUAUGUGAAGUUCUACCGGCGGCGUUACGACGCUCAUCGUUACAACAUGACCAGACCCGAUGCUUCCCCUGGUCUCCGUCUCAGAAGUAAAGUGUCAAGAUGAACUAAUCUCUGCAUGCAGAGCUCCGAGGGAGGGUCGGACACCACGACCAGCGUGGCAGCGCUGCGGACAUCCUCAUCAGCUCAGGCUCCUGUGGUACAGCCUGUCCCAGCCUCCCAGCAGAGGGUGCUGGUUCAAGCCACAGGCUCAGCUCAGAAGGGAGGACAAGUACAGCAGCUUUCAGUACCCAGGGUUCAACAGGUCCCCCAGCAGGUGCAGCAGGUGCAACAUGUCUACCCAUCCCAGGUCCAGUAUGUAGGAGAAAGUGGAGAGACUGUUUACACCAAUGGAACUAUUCGAGCGGCCUACUCCUACAACCCAGAGGCUCAGUUGUAUGGACAGAGCAGUGGGGGAACCUACUUCGACUCGCAGGCCAGUGGAACUCAUGUCACCACGGUUGUCUCCUCUGCCAGUGGCGGGGUGCCUCCUCAUGGCAUGGUGGGCAUCGCUAUGGAUGUUGGCAGCAGCCACAUCAUCUCCAGUGGAAGCACCUACCUGAUCCAUGGAGGAAGUAUGGAGGGAAGUCGUAACCACAUAUCACACUCGUCACGCUCCUCCUCAGCUAUGCUUGAAAUGGCGAUUGAAAACCUCCAAAAGUCUGAAGGAAUUGCAAGUCACAAAAGCAGCCUGCUCAACAGCCAUCUGCAGUGGCUGCUGGACAACUAUGAGACAGCGGAAGGAGUGAGCCUGCCCCGCUGCUCCCUGUAUAACCAUUACUUGCGGCACUGUCAGGAACAGAAACUGGAUCCCGUCAACGCAGCCUCCUUCGGCAAGCUCAUCCGCUCCGUCUUCAUGGGCCUGAGGACCCGCCGCCUCGGCACCAGAGGCAACUCUAAGUAUCAUUACUAUGGCAUCCGGGUGAAGCCAGAUUCACCGCUCAACCGGUUGCAGGAAGACACACAGUACAUGGCCAUGCGGCAGCAGCCUGUUCACCAGAAACAGAGGUUCAAACCUCUACAGAAGGUGGAUGGUAUGUCUGACAGCCUGUGUGGGAGCUCUCAGCACUGUAACAGCACUCCAGAGCAGUCUGUGGCUGCUCAGAGCCAGCACCACCAGCAGUACAUCGAUACGUCCCACACCUUGCCUCCGUUUCCCUCUCCUGACUUGGGCACCCAGCCGCUGCCUGAGCGCAUCAGCAUGAAUGAUAUCAAGAAGCUGCAGACGCUCUACAGAGACCACUGCGAGGCUACUUUGGAUGUGGUGAUGAACCUCCAGUUCCACUACAUUGAGAAACUCUGGCAGACCUUUUGGUAUUCAACACCGCCAUCUAGUGAUGGAAGUACCACCAUCUCCAACAGUGAAGAUGAUCUGGAAGGUGUGAUCCCCAGAGACAAGCUGGUCGCUCUGUGUAAAUACGAGCCAGUCAGACUAUGGAUGAGGAGCUGUGAUCACAUCCUCUACCAGGCUCUGGUAGAGAUCCUCAUUCCUGAUGUGCUGCGUCCUGUUCCCAGCACUCUCACUCAGGCCAUCCGUAACUUUGCCAAGAGUCUGGAGGGCUGGCUGACUAACGCCAUGACCAACUUUCCCCAAGAGAUCAUCCGCACCAAGGUGGCUGUGGUCAGCGCCUUUGCCCAGACACUGAGACGUUACACCAGCCUGAACCACCUGGCUCAGGCAGCCCGCGCCGUCCUGCAGAACACGUCCCAGAUCAACCAGAUGCUCUCUGACCUCAACCGGGUGGACUUUGCUAACGUCCAGGAGCAGGCAUCAUGGGUGUGUCAGUGUGACGAGAGCGUGGUUCAGCGGCUGGAGCAGGACUUUAAGGUCACACUGCAGCAGCAGAGCUCUCUGGACCAGUGGGCUACCUGGCUGGACAAUGUGGUCUCUCAGGUCUUGAAGCCUCACCAGGGCAGCCCCAGCUUCCCCAAAGCUGCUCGCCAGUUCCUGCUCAAAUGGUCCUUCUACAGUUCCAUGGUGAUCAGAGACCUGACCCUGCGCAGUGCAGCCAGUUUUGGCUCCUUCCACCUGAUACGCUUACUGUAUGAUGAGUACAUGUUCUACCUGGUGGAGCACCGUGUGGCUCAGGCCACCGGAGAAACCCCCAUUGCUGUGAUGGGAGAGUUCAGUGACCUGAGCUCUAUGAUGCCAUCACUCAUGGAAAAAGAUGCGUCCUUCUCUGAUGAGAUGAGCGACCUGGGCAGUGAUGCCGACGCGUCCAGAGGACCUACUGAACCGGCUGUGAAGCGAGAGAGGAUUGAAAUGAGUCACCCGAUGCAGGAGAUGUGAGUCCAGCCUGAGCGGGGCCCAGAGGUACAGCCACAAGGACCAGCAUCUUUUCCUAAAAAAACAACAAAGACGGGUGGCCCUGAAGUGUCUUCUGGGAUGAGCACACUGCGUCCUCCUGCCGUCAGUGUGUGCUGUGUACAUAGAGAAGACAGUAGCAGUGUGAGUCCUCCCCUCACUAAGGAUGGUCGUGAUUCUCCCAGGAAGCUCAUGUGUCUUUUUAUUUUAUUUUAUUUCUAAACUCACAGGGGUUUAACACAGGUCUGAUUUCCUUUCAGUUUUUUGUUGCAACUGUGAAUGACUUUGUGCAGUACCUUUUUGUUGGGUGUGUAACUUUUGAGUGGUGGUGUGUGGUGUUUACGUGAUUCUUCUUCUUCUUUUUUUUUUCUUAAAACAUUUUAACUAGCUGUGCCAUAGUGUCAUUUGAGUGCCUUAGAUUGCUAACUUCGAAACCACCACUACAGAUGUCUAUCUGUCCCUCAGCUGUGCCUCUACCGCAGUAUGAAUGUAUCGUCUCCAAACCUCAGACAUUCAAAGCACCUUUAACAUUGAUUAGGUGUAGGUGUGUGCACUCCUUGUUGCCUCCGCUGCAGUUUGCAGCAAACACACACACACACACACAAAUAAAGAAAAACAACAUGCAACCUACUGACCCAAAGGACCUUUCCCUCAGCCGUCCCCACCAGCUUAGCCAUAGUCAUGGCUCCGUAGGGCCUCGUAGUCAGGGAACUCAGUAUGUUACCUGUGAUGUUGGUUUGUUUACCUCAAUAGAUUUAUAUGCUUUGCUCCGUUCAGCUCAGAUGACAUGAGGCAAGUAUUAAAGAAAAAAAAGAAAAAUGUAGCCACUGUUGCGGCUUGUGUCUGCCACUACCCGUUUCCCCUUCAUGUAAAUACUUCUCCCCCUCCGAUGGCUCCUGCGUGUGCUCCAAGGAUGCAUUCGCUAAGUCCCAGACCUGCUGCAGUUUACCCAGCUGCCGCAGAGCUGGGAGUAAAUGCAGAGUAAUCCACUUAAUGGAGACGGGAUGUCAAAACCUGAAGUGGCACCUGGUCCGCCUCAUUUCCUGAUUUCAAAAAAAAAAAAAAAAAAAGUGGUUGUACGCUUCACCCAAGGAAGGUCGAUAAAUCGAUACGCGUUAGAGCAGUUGGGCCCAUAAAACCAAAACCCUCACGCUAAAAGAGGAUCUCGUUGGCGUCCGAGCCAGCACGCGCUCCCCGACUUCAGCUACUUUGACCUCAUGCUGUUACUCAGAUAAAAGUCUUAUAUUCUGUUUCAAUUAGAUCAUUAAAUAUUAGCAGAACACAGUGUGUUAUUUGGGGAAUUUGUCCAUAUUAAAUUAUAUAUAUAUAUAUCUAUAAAUAUAUAUAUCUCUUCGUAUGCUGUAGAAAGUGUGUGCUCUGUGGCCUUCAGUCUUUGCCUAAUCCCUCUCCUCACACUGUACUUGGUUGGUCACUUUGUUAUCAGAAGAAAAUACUUUGACGUGUAAUUGAUUAGACUGGCGUGUGUGUAAAAUAAUAAAUUUGUUUUCAAUCUCGAUUGUUCACUGUAUGAAACUCAAAUAAGAGUAAGCUAUUAAAACGUCACGAGAGAAAUUUCUAUUUAUAAGACCGGUUCUGAUUUUACUGACAUCAGAUUUGUGUUGAAAUUGGUUCAGUCGAUUUGUUUUUCCCUCCUCGUCCCUCCCUCGGAUGAUUUUGUCGUAGCGAUCUUGAUUUAUUUAAGGCUUUUUGUAACUUGUGGAUGUUGCAGUAAUUCGCCUUCAAGUGCUUUGGGGAAAAAAAAAAAGUAAUUUCUGUGUGUACUUUGUAAUGUUUUGUAAGGCUGUUUUAGAUUUUUUGGCGGAGGAUUAUUUUUUAUUGAACUAGAUUUGGUUCUUCUUACACACAAGUUAUACUGAAUCCUUAUUUUUGUGCAUUUUUAAAACUGUUCUUGACUACACUUUAACUAGCCUAAAGGACAGAAGAUGGUCUGUAAUAAACUGCACAAUUCAGUUGUAUUUUGUACUUGGUCACAAUGUGUAAUAAAUUGGUGUACGCCAAAA